This is a messenger RNA of Theobroma umbraticum, 2704 nucleotides long. Its product is annotated as HIPL1 protein-like. The record is from RefSeq and is a predicted model, not a curated record. NCBI's taxonomy places the organism in Eukaryota, Viridiplantae, Streptophyta, Magnoliopsida, Malvales, Malvaceae.
AUGGCAGAUCUUUCUGUUUUGUUCCUGCUUUCUACAUUGUUUUCCUGUCAUUCUUUCUCAAGUUACAUGUGCACUGAUUUGAGAGCUCCGCUUAAGCUGGAGAAGCCACUCAACUUUUGUUCAUACACUGGAAGUGCCUGCUGUGACUCUGCUAAAGAUUUGCAGAUGCAUAAAAGCUUUCAAGCUUUGAACGUUUCUGAUGCAGCAUGUGCUUCUGUCUUGAAAUCUAUUUUAUGUUCAGCCUGUAGUCAAUUUUUUGCUGAGUUGUACGAAGUUAAGUCAGGGAUCAGAGAAGUUCCAGUUCUUUGCAACUCCACAGGAACACAUAAAUCACCUCACUUCAGCACUGGUGCUUCAAUUGCCUUCUGUCAAAACGUAUGGGAUCUAUGUGGGAAUAUAUCCAUAUUGAAUUCUCCAUUUGUGCAAUCAAAACUGGGCAGAUUUGGAAUUAUAAGUUCCUCUCCUUCGAAGUUAGUGGAUCAAUGGCAGUCCAGGAAAGAUUUUUGUGAAGCAUUUGGUGGGCCUUCAGAUGAAGGUGAAGUCUGUUUCGAUGGAGAAUCUGUUUUGUUUGAGCAUGAAGGAGCUCCUCAACAUCCAGAAGGCCUGUGUCUUGAAAAAAUACAAAAUGGGGCUUAUCUUAAUUUGAUACCACAUCCAGAUGGCUCUAAUUGUGUCUUCUUGUCCAACCAAAAAGGUAAGAUAUGGUUGACAAAUGUUCCUGAUGUUGGAUCAAGUGAGGUUUUGGGGAUUGUUGAGUCCCAACCGUUUCUAGACAUAACUGAUCAAGUGCUCUUUGAUACUGAGUUUGGUUUAAUGGGAACGGCAUUUCACCUGAACUUUGCAAACAAUGGUUGCUUCUUUUUGUCAUUCAAUUGUGAUAAGAUGAAACAGCAAGGGUGUUUUGGUAGAUGUUUAUGCAACAUAGACGUGAAUUGUGAUCCCUCAAAGAUUGGUGCUGAUAAUGGGAUCCAGCCAUGUCAGUACCAUAGUGUUAUUGCGGAAUUCACUGUCAAUGGCACUGCACCAAAACCUUCCAUGUCAAAAAGAGCAAAUCUUCUGCAGGUGAGAAGGAUAGGAACAAUGGGUCUGCCAUACAGGGGUCAUGCAGGACAGCUUCUUUUUGGACCUGAAGAUGGGUAUCUCUACUUGACAAUGGGAGAUGGUGCACGCAAAGAUGAUCCUUACAAUUUUGCACAGAAUAAGAAAUCCCUACUUGGAAAGAUAUUGAGAUUUGACAUCGAUAACAUUCCUAGUGAAAAAGAAAUAAACGACCUUGGUCUAUGGGGAAAUUAUUCUAUUCCAAGAGAUAAUUCAUAUGUAGAAGACAGGGAACUGGCACCUGAGAUCUGGGCGUUUGGAUUUAGAAAUCCUUGGCGCUGUAGUUUUGAUUCAGAAAGGUCUUCCUACUUCCUCUGUGGAGACACUGGACAGGAUCAAUAUGAAGAAGUUGAUAUUGUCACAAAGGGAGGAAAUUAUGGCUGGCGGGUAUAUGAGGGACCCCUUCCUUUCCAUCCACAACUUUCUCCUGGAGGAAGUACCCCUCCUAGUUCAAUGAGUCCUAUCUUUCCGGUAAUGGGUUAUAGUCACUCUGAGAUAGAUAAGAAUCUUGGAUCAGCCUCAAUAAUAGGUUGUUUUUUCUAUCGGUCAUUGGCUGAUCCAUGCAUCAAUGGGAGGUACAUAUACAUGGAUUUGUAUGGGGAAGCUGUCUGGGCAGGGAGCGAGUAUCCUUCAAACAGUGGCGACUUCACUACUUCAAGAAUUCCUUUCAGAUGUGCUCAUGACACUCCAAUCCCAUGUGUCAUCACAACAGGAAGUUCUUCUCCUUCCCUCAGAUUUGUGUUCUCACUUGCCGAAGAUAACAGGAAAGAUCUUUAUAUCCUAACAAGCACAGGCGUUUAUAGAGUUGCAAGACCAAGCCGUUGUAACCUCAAAUGUUGUAAAGAAAUUGUAGCAAAUGUGACUCCAACAUCACACUCUUCAUCUUCCAUAGCUAUCAAUGUCUUGAAGGGUUGCGGAUUUAUUGGUCUCCUUGUCUUCUUUGUACUAGUACUUAGCUAUCAAAACUACUAAAGAAGGGUAGUUGUCCUGGAUCAAGCAUUUGCAACUUGAGGAUAAAGUGGCUUAUCAUGGAUUAUAUUAAUGCCAUGGAACAAUUGGGCAAGUGUUCCACCGAUCCUGUUAAAAGCGCUGAACAUUUUGCUGACUUUUGUACAUGAUGUGCACUUUGGGGAAGAGAUCAUAAUUGAAAAACUAUAAAUUGUUCACAAAGAGAGGCAGGAAGCUACUCGCUUGACAUUCCCCCAUGUUUUGAGUAGCUAAUGCAGAUAUGGAGUUGCUUUUCCUUGACAAAGUAGGUGAGCGGGCAUUGAUUUAUAUGAUGAAGCUGCAGAUAGCGUGGAGCUAUGGAAAUUCUCUGCCUAAUACUAAAACCAUCGUUUUUCCAUUCACUAGAUAUAAAAAUGAAAGAGAAGAACAAAUUACUAGAUUAAUAGAUAAUUGGGUCAAUGCUUAUUAUUUUAAAAGAUGUUGAUUGUUGAUGACACAUGGGAUUGGAGAAGAUUGGAUGACAUCAAAGUGUUGGAAUACAAAACAUGGAGACAAGUCGGUGUUUGUUAAGAUAUCCCAAGUGAUAAAUGGUGCUCUUGCUACUGUCCUGCAGUUUUAGAUCUAUUUGUCUUUAGCAUACAUACAGGACAUCAUUAUC